Molecule: messenger RNA, 1941 nt
Organism: Penicillium atrosanguineum
Lineage: Eukaryota; Fungi; Ascomycota; Eurotiomycetes; Eurotiales; Aspergillaceae
Exons: 2
Coding region: 1-1941 (646 amino acids)
Biological process (GO): cellular response to oxidative stress
Cellular component (GO): cytoplasm
Source: RefSeq, a predicted model, not a curated record
AUGAACCCCGAAGACCCGCUAGUCCAGGCCUUGCCGCCGGCUACUGACUACCUCACUUACCUCACGCUGCUUGAGUAUCAGUUGACCCCCAAGCGUCUUCCGCUUUUGCACCAGCUGCUGCAAGAUGAGCGCCUCACCACCAACAUCGGUUGGGAUCUCGUCAAGCUCCUCCUGCCCAUGCUUCCCGCGUCUACCGAGUGUCUUCAAGAUGUCGCCCGACUCGGAAACCCGCGAGAAGUUAUCCUGCGUGUAUCCGAAGCCUUGAUGCAGCUCCAGUCGGAGGGCGACGAUGAGGACGAUGACGAUGCGGAUGGCUCGUUGCCGAAACAUAUCCUGCAAUUCAACUGUCUCCUGUCCAUGCUGUCCGUGCUUCAUGGUAGAAUUAAAACCAAAUCCCCCAGUCGUUUCAUCGCGACCUCGCUCCAGGCAGCACUUGAGGCCUACACAGCUAUGCCCUGCGACGAGACCACCCUGGCCCUGCUUGAGUUCCUUCGCGACGUCUCCCCCAGCAAGCGACCGGCCCCACCUCCACGAGCCCCGAGCGAGUCGAGCGUGCUGCGGACGGCAAAAGCCUCUGCUCCAGAUCCUGAAGCAGAGGUGGCGUUGCCGUCUCCGUCGGCAACCAACGAGACCUUGUUGGUCAGGAAAUUCAUCCAAUUUGGUUUGGUCGAGCUACUCAAGUCAUACCUAUUGAGCUUCUCGAGUCCAAUGGACCCUGGCAUGUCCUGGACCAUUCGCAUGCAGGAGCAUUUGCAUCCGUCUCUGCGGCUACCAGAACAGUCGCAGACACAGGCAUACUCCAGCACGAAAGAGCUCAAGGAGCGGGAUAUGCUAUUGGGCAAGAUCGUGGCACUGUCGCGAGACGUUGGGAUCGACAGCACCGAACUAUUGUCAAUUGUUUCCCGCUCUCCCGAUGAACACCUGCCUCCGCUGGACUUUGAAGAGCCUCCAACUUCCCCGGACGAAAUUCCUCUGGAACGCCACGGCUCACUGCUGCUUCUUGCAGCUCGUGCUGCAGGGUCUACCCUCUUCACGUCGGGCAAUCUGAUGCCACCAUUGUCUGUGUUCCCGGAUAUAGCAGCGAUCUUCACGAAUUUCUUGGGAGCAUCUGAGAAUGUGGAUGAAGUAGCUUACGGCGAGCCCCAGGCGCUGCUAGACUCUCUACUAGCUCUGACCGUGCAUGCUAUGCAAAACCCAAUUGUAACACCAUCCAACGAGACAGAAUUCAAGGAUUUUGUUACUGCUUUGACCGCAUGCACAGCGCGCCAGACCCAUGGCAUUGUCCGCCAAAUCCCGACGGCCAUCGUGCACAGCCACCCGUCUUCUUCCACACGGUUCAAGCUUAUCCGCUCUAUUCUGGAAGAAAAAGAAUUGACAUCUGUCCGUGACAGUGCUGUGACGUGGCUAAGAGAGGAAAUCAUAGGCCACGUCCAUGAAUCGGCGGAAACUGUCUUCCAUGACCCGCUACACUUCUGGAUUCUGUUCCAGUCACUCUUCACAUCUGUCAAGACAGCUUCCUCUGCAAAUAUACUGGACAGUUGGACGCGUCUUACGCAAACUGAGGGCCCAGGCCUGCAUUCCGCAUUGAACCUCUACUAUCUACUUCUAUCGUCGCCUUCUCUCAGGGAUACUUUACAACUGGAAAAGACCGUGGUUUUCUUCCGCGGUCAAGUUCUCGAACCUUUACAUCACCUGUUCCGUGCCUUCGAAUCCGACCUUACUGCCAAGGGAGGUGACGGAAUCAUCGAAUCUGCAGUCGGCAAGGAGAUGUGUCAGGUUGGCAAUGCUCGGUCCGCGGGGCUGGUUGGGCUCACACUUGAUCAGAUCGAGGAGGCGAUUCACGAUGCUUAUGGAACCGAUGAUUCGGACCUGAAGGCGUUCACGCAGGAAGAAGAGACCAGAGUUGCCGAGAUCCGGAAAGAGACUGAGGGAUGGAAAUAG